GCGGCCUCUCCCCCCUCUUCUUUGCUUCCCUCGGCCUCUCCACCUUUCCCCCCGCCCGCUCCCCAGUUCCCACCCCAACAUCCACCUCCCUCCCUCCAUCCCUCUCUAGCUUCUGCCGCGAACCCUAGGGAGGGUCCCCAACAACAUGGACGUCGAGUCCGAGGUCUCGGCGGACGCCGCCGCUGCGGCGACGAACGGGUUGGGUGGCGCGGGGGAGGCUGCCGCUGAGGACGCGGAGGCCGUUGUGGUGACGAACGGCCUGGCUGGCGGUGGGGAGGCCUCCGCCGAGCAGCGCAGCUUGGAGGCGUACGCCGCGCUGUACUCGGGUCGGACCCGCCUGGCGCGCCUCGUGUUCAUCGCGCAGAGAUGCGGGGUGGAGGCGAUCGAGCUCGCGGCGCUGCGGAUGGCGUACGACGAGGCCAAGGCGCGCGAGGACACGGCAUUCUACCGCGAGGCCGCCCUCAGGAUCAACGGCCGCCUCGGCCCUACCCACCUGCUCGACCAGGAUUGGGUCGACUCCGUCAAUCACCGCGCCGAGCAGCGCAAGGAGAAUCUCGAGACCGAACUCGAGGUCUAUAAGACCUGCCUGCAUGGCGAGAGCAUCAGAAUAUGCUAUAAUGAUCUCGGUGACUUCUACUAUUCUCAUGGCCGCCUUACUGAAGCCUUCAAAAGCUAUAUCAAGACAGAAGAGUACUUCAGUGCUUCUGAGCAUGUAGUGCAGAUGUGUAUGAAGGCAAUACUGAUCAGCGUUGAAUUAGGUCACAAUGUUCGUGUUCUGAAUUUUGUAAGUAAAGCACAAGGAUGUCAAGAUCCACUGAGUCCUAUUGCCAUUGCUAAGCUGCAAGCAGUUGCAGGAUUAGCGCGUCUUGGUAGAAAGGAGUAUAAACUUGCCGCCCAAGAGUUUCUGGAGACAGGACCUGAACUAGGAAGCAACUAUUCUGAAGUCAUAGCGGCACAAGAUGUAGCUACAUAUGGAUCUCUUUGUGCACUUGCUUUCUUAAAUUACAGUGAUAUCAAGAUGAAAGUUAUUGAGAAUGCUAAAUUUGGAUCUUUUCUGAGCCUUUUCCCUGAAAUUAGGGGGUUGGUCAAUGAUUUUUACUACAGGCAGAGGGGGAUCCUCAUGUUAAUGAUGAUGCAGCACUUGUACAAUCAACUCAGUACAAUUUCGUGAAAUCAAAAUACUACUUCAGUCUCUUGGGGAGAAAAGCCCAAACUGGGUUUCUCGGUCUCAGGCAUGUGCUUUACUCUUAAAUGCUGAAAUGUUCGUCGCUGAUUCUUUUGAAACUGAGGCAAGGGCGAUAAGAUGGUUGGAUGGUCAAAUAAUAGUGAUAUCAAACACCAAGUUCAGUAUGUUGGAAGGGGAAUUCGGCAAUUACACGACCACAUGUAAGCCCUUAAAAGAGAAGAAGCUCAAGUGCAAGGAAGAUUCAACAAUUGAUCGGUUUGAAAUGCGAGGCGAUAUCUGGGCAAGGAGAAGGACAUGCCUGCGGGAUAACUCUGCCUUUCACUUGAUCCAGUGGAGGAGGACAGCGGGGCUUCGGCGAGUACAAGUGCAGCAGCCACGGGAAGCCUCAUCGCAGAAUGACAGCAACACGCUCCUUAAGGAACUGCAUGUCACGAUGAAGAGUCUCCUCGAAGAAUUGAAAGUCAACACCAAGGCAGCGACGGAGUCAAGCCAGCUUAUCGCCAAAUCUUGUCAAGAAGUUAUCGAGGCCUGCAAGAUCUCUGCGACCAGCACGGGGACCGGUAUAGUGAACUGAGGAACCGCAUGUAGAUGAGUAGCCGUGACUUUACAUGUAGAUGAGUAGCAGCUGUGUGGUUGCUAGGGAACAAGUUCUAUACAUUGUUGCUUCGGUUGUAGAGCAACACGUUGUAUACGUUGUCACUACAGGGGAUGAUGUAGUCGAUAACUCCGAAUUGUGCGCGGGCUCACUUGAUCUCGUUGCCGCAGCAUUCAAUUGAUUGUAGAUCUGGGAGAGAGCACUGAUAUAUACUGAUUCGUAUUGAAUCUCUUA
Messenger RNA from Triticum aestivum (bread wheat), 2015 nucleotides. Its product is annotated as COP9 signalosome complex subunit 1. Bases 146 to 1171 code for a protein of 341 amino acids. The record is from RefSeq and is a predicted model, not a curated record. Gene Ontology annotation, cellular component: COP9 signalosome. NCBI's taxonomy places the organism in Eukaryota, Viridiplantae, Streptophyta, Magnoliopsida, Poales, Poaceae. The transcript has 7 exons.